Linnemannia hyalina is the source of this 975-nucleotide messenger RNA. The record is from the annotation of a GenBank genome assembly. Lineage: Eukaryota; Fungi; Mortierellomycota; Mortierellomycetes; Mortierellales; Mortierellaceae.
AUGUCGCCUCCUUCCUCCAGCAGCAAGCAUUCCGAGUCGGGUGUCGCCCGUCUCUGUGGUUCAGGAACCUCGGGUUUCCUCGAGCUCAUGAUCUUCCACCCCAUUGACACCGUCGCCAAGCGCCUCAUGUCCAACCAGACUCGUCUGUUUGUUCCUGGCCAGGCUUUGGCUGUCGGUAUGGCCAGCACCAACAAGGUCAUCUUCAAGGACGCCGCUAACGCCGCCUUCAUGAAGAAGUACGCCUCGUUGUUCCCCGGUCUCGGAUUCGCUGCCGGAUACAAGAUCGCCCAGCGCAUCUACAAGUUUGGUGGCCAGCCCUUUGUUAACGAGUUCUUGAACCGCCAUUACAAGAAGGAGUUCCACUCUGUCUUUGGCGAGAAGACCGGCAAGACCAUCAUGCACGCCACUGCUGGUUCCUUUGUCGGAAUUGGAGAGAUUGCCCUCUUACCCCUUGACGUCCUCAAGAUCAAGCGUCAGACAAACCCCGAGGCCUUCCGUGGUCGCGGUGUCAUGAAGAUUGUUGCCGACGAGGGCAUGGGUCUCUACAGAGGUGCUCUCUGGACUGCUGGUCGUAACGCCCCUGGAUCUUUCGCGCUUUUCGGAGGAAGCGCAUUCGUCAAGGAGUGGGUUUUCGGAUUGGAGGAUUACAACAAGGCUACCUUCUUCCAGAACUUCUGCGCCUCCAUUGGUGGUUCCGUCGCCUCGAUCACCGUUGCUGCUCCUCUCGACGUUGUCAAGACUCGUAUCCAGAACCGUCACUUUGAUAACCCCGAGAGUGGUAUGAACAUCAUCAGGAACAUGAUCCGUCACGAGGGCUUCGGUGCCUUCUUCAAGGGUCUCUUGCCCAAGAUUCUUGUUGUUGGACCCAAGCUCGUCUUCUCGUUCACUAUUGCCCAGCAGUUGAUCCCCCUCUUCCACCACAAGUUUGAGGAGAUGGGUGUCACCCACAUCGGCAACACCGUCAAGACCGCCUAA